Molecule: messenger RNA, 2456 nt
Organism: Cloeon dipterum
Lineage: Eukaryota; Metazoa; Arthropoda; Insecta; Ephemeroptera; Baetidae
Product: X-ray repair cross-complementing protein 5-like
Exons: 14
Coding region: 179-2341 (720 amino acids)
Biological process (GO): double-strand break repair via nonhomologous end joining; telomere maintenance
Cellular component (GO): Ku70:Ku80 complex
Molecular function (GO): double-stranded DNA binding; telomeric repeat DNA binding
Source: RefSeq, a predicted model, not a curated record
CCCGGCUGUCAUCUCUUGAAGUAAUCAUCUGUCGAGUUCCGCGAGUCCUUAUCUUUUCGAGCUUUCACGGCAUUAUUUAUAUCUGGAGAGCGAUUUUGAAAUAGGAAUUAAUUAAAUAUUGAUACAAGGCAAACUUCUUCAAUUUAAAAGACCAGUGCCAAUCUCGGAGUAAUUGACAAUGAGUCGCAAAAAGCCAAACCUUGUCUUUAUCGUUUGGGACAUUGGACACAAGUCAAACGCAGUUGCUCCUGAUGGACAGUCCUAUUUUGAUUUGCAGAAGAAGUGCAUUAACAAGAUAAUUUCUAAUAAGGUGUUGUUUGAGCCUAAGGACCAAGUGGCUUUGCUCAAGUAUGCAACCACCGAGACUGAACAUCCUGGGGACAUGGACACAUUCCCCAACAUCCACUUUCAAUGUGACUUUGACACCGACAAAAUCAAAAUCAUGGACGCUGUGGAUGCGACAGCUCCCACAGACAUUGAGCAGGAAUUUUUGGGCGCGCUUUGUGUCGCUCUUAGCAUCCUAAAAGAUCAGGUUUCAUCAGAGCAGCAGUCAACCAGCAAGUCAAGCAAGGCUAAGCCUUCUGCUCCAUAUGAGAGCCUGAAAAUUAUCCUCCUUUCAAGUCUUGUUGGAGAGUACAGAAAUGCAGAAACAAAAUCGAUCACCAAGCACCUGAAGAAGAUCAAAGGAUUGGAUUGCUCGUUAUUUGUCAUAGGUCCAACCAAAAAGCCUGAGUUAGAAGAACUCGAGGGAGAGGAAAAUCUGGAUUAUUUUGCCCAAUAUCCGGACUCUUUUAAUGCAGACACAGCGCUUUCUAUCAUCUUCAAAUAUGUAAAUGGAGUGUAUUGGUGCCAUGACGAAGCUCUGUUGAACCUGAGCAGUACCACCAGCAAAAAGGUUUCCCCAAGGAAUUCAAAGAUAUUGCUUGAGCUUGGAACGGACUUCAAGAUCAAAGUGCAAUACUUCAACGAGGUUUGCGAAGAGCCCAGACUGGAAUUCAAAGUGCUCAACAGCGCGGACAUUACAAAGAAAACCGGCUUUGACAGAGCGUACUCGGCCAAGGGUGGGAAGCGGAAGAUCGUAGAGGAGGAGGAGGUGAUAAAGGGUUUUAAGUUUGGCACCUCUAUCAUCCCCUUUUCUGAAGAGGACAAAUCCGCUAUGGAGUACAAGUCAGGGCUGCCUUGCCUGAAAAUUUUGGGUUUCUGUAAGAAAAGAGACAUUCCUCCUAUAAUGCACAUUGGCAACACCACAGUCAACGUUUUCCCCGUGCAGAAUGACCAGGCUUCGAUUGUGGCGUUCAAGGCACUGGUUCACACCAUGCAUCAAAUGGGACGUGUUGCGGUCGUCAGAAGAGUCGUCAUGAACAAUGGAAAGCUGACUCUGGCGGCAUUGAUGCCCAGGAUCUUGCCUGACGACGAGAGACUUAUUUGCGUCGAGCUGCCUUUCGCAAAUGACGUCACCAGUUACAAAUUCCCUAGGAGCAAGCCACAGGUUUCUGAAGAGCAACUCCAGGCAGUCAGAGAUCUGGUUCAAAAUAUGAACCUUAUGGAUGCGGCUUCAGAUGGAAAUGAAGCGUUCCAAGCGCGGAGCACACCAAACCCUAUCAAAAUCUACGCAAACGAACUGGUGAUCCAAAAGCACCGUUCACCUGACAGUCCAGUGGAUCCUCCCUCAAAAUUCAUUGUGUCGCUUUUGGAGCCCCCCGAGGUGAUCGUGAAAAAAGCUGGGGAAAUGGAAGAGAGGCUGAAAGACGUGUUCAACAUCGCACCAGUCCGCGCCAGCUCUGCUAAAUUCAAGUUUCCUAGGACUCCCAAGGCUAGCACAAAAACCAUGCAAAGUGAGGAUGACAUACUAGAGUACCAAGGCUCUCAAGACGAUGUAAACAAUGUCGCACAAUCUGAAGCUGCUCAACCAGGACACGUGAAAAUAGUGCAAAUUGGAUCUGUUACCCCAGCUGAAGAUUUCCUAGCUCUUGUGCAGCAAGGAGUGCCUUUGAUUGACAUUUGUCAGCAGUGCCAAACAAUCAUAUUGCAGCUCGCUGUGAGGGCGCAGAACAACCUGCACAAGCCUUUGACUGCCGUCAGGGUGAUGCGGCAGGCGUGCGCGAAAGACAACCCGCUGCCUUAUAAUGAGUGGCUGCCUCAGUUCCGAAACGAGUUGUCAGAACGAAAUAAACUUGGUCUCUGGCUCUUGAUCAUGGAUGAAAAUCUUGGGCCAAUCACAGUCGAGGAAAACCCCCAGGCGGUGAUGAAAAGGGAUGAAGCGGUCAGAUUCUUGGCCGAACCACCCAAGGACCAGGAGUCGCAGAAAAUGGACAUUGAUUCAUUGCUGGAGGACAUGUGAGGUCAAAACGAUGGGAAACAAUUAGAUACUUUAAUUUUUUCGUUUAUUUCAAGUCUAUAGUGAGUAUGUUUUACAAAAUCUUUAUUGUUAAAUAAACCUUCAUUUAAACCAAGAA